UCCUGAGAGGAAGAUCAGUUUUUCAGAAUAUGAGAUUCACAACAACAAGCUCAUCAGAUUUAAAGGACGAAAACCUUCCUCGUGGACUUGUUGAGCAACAGGCAUUGGCUGUUACCUGGACUCCUCCAAUAAACCCAUGGCAGUGUUAAAGCUGUUCUUAAAGGCUGGUCUGCUCCUUCAGUUUGCACUGCAGCUGUUGGAUGGAGCUGAACCUCAGAACCUAAACUGUCCUGCAUAUUGUGGAGUUCCUGGCACUCCCGGACACAAUGGUCUGCCUGGGAGAGAUGGGAGAGAUGGAGCGAUCGGACCCAAAGGAGAGAAGGGAGAGCCAGGAGUGAGUGUUCAGGGACCACCAGGUAAAGCGGGACCACCUGGGACAGCUGGAGAAAAGGGGGAAAGGGGACCUUCAGGUCCACAAGGCUCUCCUGGACGUGAACUCUUAUCUGACACCCUAAAAUCUGAGGUGCAGCAACUUAAUGCCAAGAUUGCCAUGAUUGAGAAAGUUGUGAGUUUUAAUACAUUCAGAAAGGUCGGACAGAAAUACUACAUCACUGAUGGUGUUGAGGCAACUUUUGAUGCAGGGAUGAAGUACUGUAAGGAUGUUGGUGGGACAAUAGUUUUGCCAAGAACUGCUUUUGAAAAUCAGGUAUUAUUGAAAGUAUCAGUAUCCAGUGGUUUAGGUAGUAAGAAGCCAUAUAUAAGAACUACAGACAGAGAAACAGAGGGACGGUUUAUGGACACUGAGGGGAACCAAUUGACUUUUACUAACUGGCAUCCUGGUCAGCCUGAUGAUUAUAAGGGGGUGCAAGACUGUGGAACAAUAACAGACUCUGGCCUUUGGGAUGAUGUUGGUUGUAAUGGUCAACAUCCCAUCAUAUGUGAAAUAGAAAUCAGAUAGUAUGUAUAAGAUAUAUUGAUGUAUACACAUCUGCAAUAUUAAUAUGCUAUUAACAGCACACACAGUAUUCACAUUAUAAAUCACA
Molecule: messenger RNA, 983 nt
Organism: Carassius gibelio (silver crucian carp)
Lineage: Eukaryota; Metazoa; Chordata; Actinopteri; Cypriniformes; Cyprinidae
Product: mannose-binding protein C-like
Exons: 4
Coding region: 137-898 (253 amino acids)
Source: RefSeq, a predicted model, not a curated record